Aplysia californica (California sea hare) is the source of this 2469-nucleotide messenger RNA. Its product is annotated as actin-depolymerizing factor 10. Gene Ontology annotation, biological process: actin filament depolymerization; actin filament severing; cell motility. Gene Ontology annotation, molecular function: actin filament binding. The record is from RefSeq and is a predicted model, not a curated record. Bases 106 to 657 code for a protein of 183 amino acids. NCBI's taxonomy places the organism in Eukaryota, Metazoa, Mollusca, Gastropoda, Aplysiida, Aplysiidae. Gene Ontology annotation, cellular component: cytoplasm; actin cytoskeleton; actin cortical patch. The transcript is spliced from 4 exons.
CUUGUGAGCUUUGGGGCUUGUUGAAAUAUCUCAUUCGUUGUCCAAACCCCAGCGGGGUCGUCAGGAACCAGCACAGAAGGAUAGGAAAGAAACUAAAGAACCAACAUGACAGAGAUAUCCGAGGCCGCCAUGACUGCGUUUGAGGAGAUGAAGCAAUACGAAUGCUACCAAUAUGUCAUCUUUAAGCUCUCUGGGGAUUUCAGCACUAUCCUUCUGGACGAAAUAGCUUCUCCCGACAAAACGUAUGACGACUUUACUUCCGUCUUGAGGCCGUCUGAUGAGUUGAUGGAGGCCAGUGGGACAGGGGAAUGUCGACUGGCCAUGGUCAAAAUAUCUGUAGAUACCAGCCCCGAAAACAGCCCGGUAGCCAGCUCAAGUAGCGUCUCUGCCAACAGCAGCCUCGGAAACAGUAGCACCGCCAGCAGCAGCUCUGGGAAUGCCUCCGCGAAUAACAAUAUAGACAACGAAUCUGUAAUAGCUUGUAUUCUGUGGCUGCCGUUUCGCUGUGAGAUUCCCGAGAAGAUGCGCUACAUAUCUGCCAAGGAAUAUUUACACACCGAAAUGCAAUGGACUGGAAGAACUGUAUACUGUGAACGGCGUAAAGACCUCGAUAUAGCAAAAAUACAGCGUGAAAUGAGAUUUGAUUUUGAUGUCUAGCUGCAUGGAUUUAUCGUCUUCUUAUUUAUCCGAAAUUAAGCUGCGCUUAUAACAUCUGGGAAAAUUAAUUAGGUCUUUGGAGGGCGCCAUUGGUAGAUUGUACUUCUUUUUUCUUUUCCUCUGUUGUUUCUGCCUAUCUGUCUCACUUUUUUCUUUCACUAAGUUUAAUCUACUCAAAAUCAAUCAGGAAAAAUCUUUGAAAAUUUGCUUCACAAAGUGAGAUUCAAUUUAAAAAAUAGAGACUGGUUUUUUUUUUGGUUAAUAAGAUGUCUCUUCUUCCUUUUCAAAAUUAGAUAUUUAUUUGUUUGGUUCUAGCGGCUUCUCUGUCAGAAAGUUUAUCAGUAACAUCGUUUUGGUGUAUUUGAAUAUCUGAGACCAGAAUAGACUGAUACGAAUGCCGCAAAAUUGUGUGCGAUCAAUAGCUAUGGUAGUAGCAUAUAACGGCUUGUCUGGGGUUUUUUUCUAAAAGGCUAUGAUUCGGGGUGAGUAAUUUUUAAAAAUAGGAUAUCACGAAAUGAUCGACUUUGGUGUGGAGAAUCUGGAGUCUGAAAUGAAAGAACAAUUUUUUGUCUAAUUUAUGCUAAAGAAUAUCUGGCGUCUAUCUAAAACCUCCUCAUUAAAUUAAAGUUAAGUUGGGAAUUUUGAUAUCGAGUUUACAUAAAACAUGUAUUGGGCAAUAACAUUAUAGAGUAUCUGCACCCUGAAAUGAGGUGUGUAACAGACGUAUUUAUAGUUAUGCUUGCUAAAUAUAUUUUCUUGUAAAAACUUCUCUCUCCUCCAAAGACCUAUUGUAUUAUUAGCUUAGAAGUACAUACUAGUGUAUUUACUUGUGAUUUAUCUUCUUCCCUCUCCACUCCCUCCUCUUUUCCUUUUUACCGUUGUGGUCAUAUUCUGUCAUCCAAAUUCUUAUUUACGUCAAGGAGGAAAGAUUUAAAACCAAACAAGAACCAAGAGCAGAAGAAACUUUAUCAAGCACGUCCUAUUUUGGGGACGGAACAGUACAGAGGACAGACAGACCCCAAGACCAGCAACUCCUGGCGGUCAAAACAGUCACCUGCUUAGGAUGCUUGUGCGAGACAAAAACGAUAAAACAACUACGAGUAACUACGAAUUGAAUCAAAGGGGUAAGGGUAAAGUUUAGCCCUCCUUUCGGAACUUACCUGACCUAGAGCUCACGUAAGGAGUCUCCUGCCCUCUGUGAGGCCCACAUUAAUUGGGUCACCGUUAUUGAUGUCAUAUGCAAAUGACGUUUUUAACUAAUUUUACAAACGAAGUGGUCGAAAUUUACUUUUUAUCUUCAAUCGUGUCUUCUGUAGACAAGGUGCAGCUUUUUGCGCUUAGCCGGGGGGAACUUAGCGAAAAAUGUGCAUCUUCUUUAUCUCCCCUCCUCCUUUUUUGUGUUUGUUACUCUCUUGUGACUCUUCUAAUCUUCGGCACUUAUAUGACCUUAUUGUGUUGCAAGUGACCUAAAACUCUUACUAAAACUAAACUUUAAAAACGUGCAUUGUAGUUGUAGUCAUGGUUGUUUGUAUCGUUCAAUAAUCCUAUAGAAUUCUAUGUCCUCUGUACCGUUUGUCGUCUCUAUAAAUAGCGUUGCAUUUUUUAACUUACGAUCUAGAAGAAAAGUAACUUUUUUUUUGGGGGGGGGGGACAUGUACCUCAAUGCAGCUGAAACCUGAAAUGAGAGACACUGUACAUAUAAUAAUAUAGCUUUCUGCAGCCAGCAUCUUCUCUGUGUAAACUUUUAUCCCACCACCAUGAAACAGAAAUUGUGAAUUUGGACAAUAAAUAUUUACAAUACCAACCAACUAA